Populus trichocarpa (black cottonwood) is the source of this 2381-nucleotide messenger RNA. Its product is annotated as pentatricopeptide repeat-containing protein At2g15630, mitochondrial. Lineage: Eukaryota; Viridiplantae; Streptophyta; Magnoliopsida; Malpighiales; Salicaceae. The record is from RefSeq and is a predicted model, not a curated record. Gene Ontology annotation, molecular function: protein binding. The coding region runs from base 121 to 2067 and encodes 648 amino acids. The transcript has 2 exons.
CUUGACUGCUGGAUAGACUAUACGUGCGAUUGGUAUUUUUCUUUACUCUGAUCCUCUCUCUUCUUUAUAGUUUUGACAACAAAAUUGGUCACAACAAUCUCAAUUCUCACACCACACAACAUGAAAUCUCACAAACUGCUCAACUAUCAACUCCUCAAACACAACCACCUGAAAACCGGCAACACCAUUUCCCACAACACCAAAAUACAUCGCUCCCAUGUAGUAUUUUUCUCAACAACACCAAAUCCAAACACUAAUAAUCCACAAAAUCAAACUCUGUCUCCAAGCAUUCCCACAGAGCUAACCCCACGAACAAUACUUGAUUUGAUACAUUCUUCUCAGUGGCAUUUUAUCAAACACCUUGCACACAAAAUAACUCCUUCGCUAAUUUCAACUGCUCUCACUAGUCUCCAUAAAACCCCUGAUUUAGCCUUCCAGUUUGUAACCCAUAUUGGAUUCGGUGAUCUUGAUAUCAAAAGCAAGUGUCUUGCUAUGGCGGUAAUCUCUCACGCACCAAACUCAAAACCCUCGCUGCAGCUCUUGAAAGAAACUAUUAACAGUGGGGUUUAUAGUAUCAGGGAGGUUUUCAAUGAGCUGGGAGUUGCAAGGGGCGUGUUAGGAAUUAAAACUUACGUGCUUUAUGAUUUGUUGAUAAGGGCUUGUUGUGAAUUGAAGAGGGGUGAUGAUGCAUUUGAGUGUUUCGAUAUGAUGAAGGGAAAGGGUGUAAUUCCUCACGUUCACGCAUGUAAUGAUAUGUUGAGUUUGUUUUUAAAGUCAAAUAGGACGGAGAAGGCGUGGGUUCUGUAUGCUGAGAUGUUUAGGAUGAGGAUUAAAUCGAGUGUUGUUACGUUUAAUAUAAUGAUUAAUGUGUUAUGCAAGGAAGGGAAGUUGAAGAAGGCAAAGGAGUUUAUUGGGUUAAUGGAGGCCUUGGGGAUUAAACCUAAUGUUGUUACAUAUAAUACGAUAAUUCAUGGAUAUUGUUCAAGAGGAAGAGUUGAAGGUGCUCGUAUGAUUUUUGAUUUAAUGAAAUGUAGGGGGGUUAAACCAGAUUCGUACACGUAUGGUUCAUUUAUUAGUGGGAUGUGCAAGGAAGGAAAACUUGAGGAAGCAUCUGGGAUGCUUGAGAAGAUGAAAGAAAUUGGGUUGCGUCCAACUGCUGUGACUUAUAAUACUUUGAUUGAUGGGUAUUGCAAUAAAGGGAAUUUGGAGAUGGCUUUUGACUAUAGGGAUAAGAUGGUGAGGGAGGGUUUAAUGCCAACCGUUUCAACUUAUAAUAUGUUGAUUCAUGCAUUGUUUUUAGAUUGUAAGAUGGAUGAAGCUGAUGGUAUUAUAAAAGAGAUGAGCGAGAAGGGGUUGGUUCCUGAUUCUGUAACUUAUAACAUACUGAUAAAUGGAUAUUGCAGAUGUGGGAAUGUAAAGAAAGCAUUUACCCUCCAUGAUGAAAUGAUAAGCAAAGGGAUUCAGCCUACCCGUGUAACAUAUACUUCGCUGAUUUAUGUUUUGAGUAAACGGGGUAGAAUGAAACAGGCUGAUGACUUGUUUGAAAAGAUAGUCCGGAAAGGCAUUUUCCCAGAUCUCAUAAUGUUCAAUGCUUUGAUUGACGGUCACUGUGCAAAUGGGAAUAUGGACCGUGCAUUUGCAAUGCUGAAGGAGAUGGAUCAAAUGAAAGUUGUUCCUGACGAAGUAACUUUCAAUACCCUAAUGCAAGGACGUUGCAGGGAGGGAAAAGUUGAAGCAGCUCGUGAGCUUAUUGAAGAGAUGAAGAGCAGGGGGAUUAAACCUGACCAUAUUAGUUAUAAUACUCUAAUAAGUGGGUAUAGUAAGAGAGGUGAUAUGAAGGAUGCCUUCAGAGUUCGAGAUGAAAUGUUGAGUAUAGGAUUCAACCCUACACUUCUCACCUACAAUGCCCUGAUACAAGGUUUAUGCAAAAACGAGGAAGGAGAUCAUGCUGAACAGCUCCUUAAAGAAAUGAUUAGCAAAGGCAUUACUCCUAAUGAUAACACUUAUUUAUCUUUGAUCGAGGGGAUAGGGAAUGUUGAGGAAUUUUUGGGAAUCAGCAAUCCAUAGUUACUUAAUUUCUUUGACAGCAGCAUUUAAAUCUUUGCCAGUUAUAACAGAACCGUAUUGCAGAAAAGUUAUUCUUCUUUGUUUUCCACUGAGGCAAGUGCUUUUUCUGUCACAUUUUGAUGAUGCUGGAUGUAGAGUUUUGAAGUCUUGGUUCAGAAAACCUCCUUUUUCUAAUUAGUUUGUUAUAUUAUACUUGAACCUGAACUGGGGUCUCAUAAAGAAUGAACUACUUCAGCUUGGAGGUUGCACAGUUAUAAAAUGAACCUAUGCUGUUGUCUGACUUUGAAUUAAAAAGCAGUUGGAAUUGCAAGUGA